Molecule: messenger RNA, 865 nt
Organism: Calliphora vicina (urban bluebottle blowfly)
Lineage: Eukaryota; Metazoa; Arthropoda; Insecta; Diptera; Calliphoridae
Gene: Jhbp4
Product: Juvenile hormone binding protein 4
Exons: 3
Coding region: 23-634 (203 amino acids)
Source: RefSeq, a predicted model, not a curated record
CGAAAAUAAAUGUUUUCGCAAAAUGUUUGAAGGAUGUUUUCCGGCGCUGGCAGCUGGUAUACCAGAAAUUGGAGUAAAGGGUUUUGAACCGUUACACAUCGAUCAGGUGUCUGUACAAAAAGGCAGUGGCAAUUUAAUAUUAGCCGGUGGUUUUCAAAAUCUAAUCGUAAGUGGGCCAUCAAAUGCCACCGUGAAACGAGCAGUUCUAGAUCUGGAGAAGAAAAUCCUUAAUUUUGAAUUGGAAAUACCAAUAUUGCGGAUCAAAGCCAAAUAUAAUCUCAAUGGUCACAUCUUGGUAUUGCCACUUAUCGGUAAUGGUGAUGUAAAUAUGGCCUUAAAAGAUGUUAAGACUGCGGUUUAUACUCGCAUCAGUUUGAGAAAUUCACCAGAAGAAAUCAUACAUAUUGAUGAUAUGAAAGUCACUUUUAAUGUGGGCUUUAUGCGCAUUCACCUAAAGAAUCUUUUCAAUGGCAAUGAAAUUUUGGCCGCAUCCAUUAACGGGUUUCUUAAUCAGAACGGUAAUGAGGUUAUAAACGAAUUGAGACCAGAUUUGGAAAAGGGUUUGGCCGAUAUAUUCCAUGGCUUAUGGAAUAAUGUAUUCUCGAAAUUGCCAUUGAAAAUGUGGUUAGUUUAAUUGAAUUGUUAAUGUUAUACAUAUGUAUUUUGUAUUUAAUAUUUUGUUGUAUUUAUUUUAGUUUUAUAAAUUUGUUUAUAUAGAAUAGAUUAACAGCCUGUUUAUAGAACAAGAUCGGGUAAGCCGAACGAAUAUUGUACAUGUGUACAUGUACUCAAUCUUGUUCUAUAAAUAGGCUGCAAAUUUGAAAUAAAAUUGUUUUUAAUAAUUGUUAAAAUAAAAAUGAGAAAA